This is a messenger RNA of Ficedula albicollis (Collared flycatcher), 1481 nucleotides long. RefSeq names its product septin 5 (gene SEPTIN5). Gene Ontology annotation, cellular component: cell division site; microtubule cytoskeleton; septin ring. Gene Ontology annotation, biological process: cytoskeleton-dependent cytokinesis; regulation of exocytosis. Gene Ontology annotation, molecular function: GTPase activity; GTP binding; molecular adaptor activity. Lineage: Eukaryota; Metazoa; Chordata; Aves; Passeriformes; Muscicapidae. The transcript is spliced from 11 exons. The coding region runs from base 125 to 1270 and encodes 381 amino acids. The record is from RefSeq and is a predicted model, not a curated record.
UGUGUGUGCACGCGUAGGCGGGGGGGCUGCCGCAUGGAUUCGGCGAAGGCUGGGAGGGAACACAUGGGUUGGGGUUUUUCUCUUGGCCCGCGGUGGGUGUCCGUCCGUGCUGCCAGCCGCGGUCAUGGAUUCGAUUAUUAUUCAGGAGCGGUUAGUGGAGCGGCUGCUGUCUCCGCGGACUCAGGCACAGCGAAGCCACCCGGGCAAGCUGAAGGACCAUGAGAAGCAGUACGUGGGCUUUGCCACUCUGCCGAACCAGGUGCACCGGAAAUCCGUGAAGAAGGGUUUUGACUUCACCCUGAUGGUUGCAGGAGAGUCGGGUCUGGGCAAAUCCACGCUGGUGAAUAGCCUGUUCCUGACAGACCUCUACAAAGACAGAAAGCUCCUCAAUGCAGAGGAGAGGAUCAGCCAGACAGUGGAGAUCAUCAAGCACACAGUGGACAUUGAGGAGAAGGGUGUCAAACUGAAGCUGACUAUAGUGGACACACCAGGCUUUGGAGAUGCUGUUAACAACACUGAGUGCUGGAAGCCCAUCACUGACUACAUUGACCAGCAGUUUGAGCAGUAUUUCCGUGAUGAGAGUGGCCUGAACCGGAAGAACAUACAGGACAACCGAGUGCAUUGCUGCCUCUACUUCAUCUCUCCCUUUGGGCAUGGGCUGAGGCCUGUGGAUGUUGAGUUCAUGAAGGCUCUGCAUGAGAAGGUCAACAUUGUGCCCCUGAUUGCCAAAGCCGACUGCCUGAUCCCCUCUGAGAUCCGGAAGCUAAAAGAGAGGAUCCGAGAAGAGAUUGACAAAUUUGGCAUUAAAGUGUACCAGUUUCCUGAGUGUGAUUCUGAUGAAGAUGAGGAGUUCAAGCAGCAGGACAGAGAAUUGAAGGAGAGCGCUCCCUUCGCCGUCAUCGGCAGCAACACUGUGGUGGAGGCCAAAGGCCAGCGGGUCCGUGGGCGGCUCUACCCCUGGGGCAUUGUGGAAGUGGAAAACCAGGCCCACUGUGACUUUGUGAAGCUGCGGAACAUGCUGAUCCGGACACACAUGCACGACCUGAAGGACGUCACUUGCGAUGUCCACUACGAGAACUAUCGAGCUCAGUGCAUCCAGCAAAUGACCAGCAAGCUGACUCAGGACAACAGGAUAGAAAGCCCCAUUCCUAUCCUACCUCUCCCAACACCAGACACUGAGACAGAGAAGCUGAUUAAGAUGAAGGAUGAGGAGUUGCGGCGGAUGCAAGAGAUGCUGCAGAAGAUGCAGCAGCAGAUGCAGGAUCAGUGAGAGGCAGGUACCCGGAGGGCAGAGAGGAUCCCCCAGUGACCAUCUGAGACCUGGCAAGAGCUGUGAACGUUUAGAAAAGGUUUCCUGUUUUAUAGAGACUUGUGGGCAAGAGCUGCACCUGCACCCUCUAAUUUAUUAGCAGCAGUGCUGGCUUUUCAACCAGCUGGAUUGUGGAGGAGGUUCUUCAUUUAACAGUUUACUGAUGUGUAUU